AGUGUCAAGUGUCGUGUUGUCUAUUUCUGUUUAUGUUUUUUACCAAAGUGAAAUCUUUAUCUACUUGUGAUUAAAUCUUAUCUUUCCUUGCCUUGCACCUACAUAUAUGGCUACAUUAAAAGCUAUAUAAUUAGUGUCUUAGUCAGGAAGAUUCUGAUAUUUUAUUAGUGUUUUUUGUAGUGGUUUUAUUUAAUGUGAACAAGAAUGAACUUAUCUUUUGCUGGCUGUGGAUUCCUCGGAAUAUACCACGUUGGAGUAUCAGUAUGCUUCAAAAAAUAUGCACCACAUUUGCUUUUAGGAAAAAUAUCUGGAGCUUCUUUUGGUGCUCUAUCAGCUUGUUGUCUUCUUUGUGAUUUGCCCAUCGGUGAGCUAACUAGUGAUGUGUUGAGGGUUGUAGGAGAGGCUAGAGCAGGCUCAUUGGGACCAUUCAGUCCUUCAUUUAAUAUUCAAAAUGUCCUUCUCGAAGGCAUGGAAAAGUAUUUACCUCCUGAUGCCCAUAAAAAGGUCAGCGGUAAACUUCAUAUUUCACUAACAAGAGUAUAUGAUGGUCAAAAUGUAAUAGUGUCAGAAUUUCCAACAAGAGAUGAUCUUAUGCAAGCUCUAUUGGCAUCUUGCUUCGUACCAGUAUUCUCAGGGCUGCUCCCUCCAAGAUUUCAUGGCAUCCGCUACAUGGAUGGUGGUUUUAGUGAUAAUUUACCAGUUCUUGAUGAGAACACUAUCACAGUGAGCCCCUUUUGUGGCGAGAGUGAUAUCUGUCCAAGGGAUUUAAGCUCACAGUUGUUCCAUGUGAACGUAGCGAACACAAGUAUAGAACUAUCAAAACAAAACAUAAACCGUUUCGCCCGUAUUCUCUUCCCUCCGAAACCAGAAGUACUGAGCAACAUGUGUAAACAGGGUUUUGACGAUGCACUUCGAUUCCUUCAAAGGAACAAUAUGAUCUCUUGUACACGCUGUCUUGCCGUGCAGUCGACAUUUCAAUUGCAAGACGUUUUAGAUGACACGACUUUUGAUUUCGAUCCUGAAUGUGAGGAAUGCAAAACGCACAGACAGGACGCACUAGUAGACGAUCUCCCCGACACAGUGAUGACAAUAUUCCAAAACGCUAUAGACUCCGCGAACAGUGGCAUCAUAAAUUGGAUGAUGCGAAAGAGAGCGAUGCGCUAUCUAUCAGUACUCACGCUGCCAUAUAGAGUGCCCAUUGACGUCAUGUACGCUACUUUCACCAAUUACGUUGGUGAUAAAGUAGAGACGCAUGCGGUGCAAUACACAGUGGUUGGCAAUGUGUUCGUGCUUAAAAAGAGAUGUAAGCGCCACAACAACCUGCUGACUAGAUUUGUAACGUGCACUCCGAAAAUGAGCAAAUCCUUAUGGCGACUCAGCUGGAACAUUCUACAGCAGCUUCAUGGAUUUAUGUACUCCGCCCAUGAUAGGUCAGAGGCCGCUGCCAAGAUAUACUACAAACUUACCAUGGAUUCAAAGAAAGAUGGCGGUGAUGGUUAUCAGCUUGAUAGAAGGCGGGCGAGCGAGUUUCGUAUAUCGUACACCGACGUGCGUGCACCAGCCGAUGAAUCUGAUGCUUUCGAGCAUAUCCUCAACGUGACGUCACACAAUGACGCGCUCCUCGCUUACUACUACCUCGACAGCGAUAACAAGAUGAAAAUGACCGAGAUAUACGACGUGACUGACGCUGACACAGAGGCGGUGCAGUCUCAGACUGAGCGCGACAUCAACAAGCAACUAGAGUUCGACAACGAAUGGGCGGCGGACCUCAUAGCCGACAACGACGAACUGGACUUGGAUGAAAUGGAGGAUGACGAGUUAGGCGAUCGUAACAUGUUCUCUGACCCGGAGAGCGAGUGGACGGAGCGUCGCUCCUCCGUCGACAGUUGCGAGUACGACGCGCGUCAACCGGAGGAAGAUAGGCAUCGCGCACACUAACCCGCUGCCAACAAACGUACACGUACAUGUAUAAGUCCCGUAAAUUGCUAAUGCGC
Messenger RNA from Diatraea saccharalis (sugarcane borer), 1994 nucleotides. Lineage: Eukaryota; Metazoa; Arthropoda; Insecta; Lepidoptera; Crambidae. The record is from the annotation of a GenBank genome assembly.